GUUUGGACUGAUAUCACGUGGAUGCGGCUCUUACGUCGUCUCGUUCGCCUUAAUUAUAUAUAAAUAUUUAUUAGAUAAUUCACAAGGGUUAUUUCUUGGAAAAGAUGAUUCUGAGUACGCUACAUCGCGUGGGAACACUGGCACGAGCGAGUUUGUUGCACAAAUUUGAUCCGGUGAGAUCCAUCACCUUCUCAUUGGCACGUUGUUCCAACGAUGUCGAGACAAAAGACGAUAUUGCGCAAGAUGAGAAAUCGGAUGUAGAAACUGCACCAAAGAUUCCACCUAGAAAACAGGUUUCGGUAGAGACGAGCAUCAGAUAUAUGAAUAGUGACGCUUACAAGCAGACAUACGGCGACGAACCGGUGUGGAAGCCAUAUAGAAGAAAUUACAAGGGACACUUUGAACCUAAGAAAACUCGACAAACCUGUAUAAGAAAAAAUGUGAUAUCAACUGGAAAUCCCUGUCCCAUAUGUAGGGACGAGUAUCUCGUACUCGAUUACAGAAACGUCAAGUUACUUAAACAAUUUAUCAACGAACAAAACGGAGAUAUCAUAAGUUACUCGAAGACAGGUAUUUGCCAGAGAAAACACAAAGAACUUUUAGUUGCGUUAUUAAGAGCCAAGGAUUACGGAACUAUCACGUUUGACGUUCCUAGACGGGAAUACGAUUAUUCAGAUUGGAAACCAUCAGACAAUUAAACUUCAGUUACUCAUCUCU
Pseudomyrmex gracilis is the source of this 717-nucleotide messenger RNA. It is a transcript of the gene mRpS18B, whose product is annotated as 28S ribosomal protein S18b, mitochondrial. Bases 105 to 698 code for a protein of 197 amino acids. Gene Ontology annotation, molecular function: structural constituent of ribosome. The transcript is spliced from 6 exons. The record is from RefSeq and is a predicted model, not a curated record. NCBI's taxonomy places the organism in Eukaryota, Metazoa, Arthropoda, Insecta, Hymenoptera, Formicidae. Gene Ontology annotation, cellular component: mitochondrion; ribosome. Gene Ontology annotation, biological process: mitochondrial translation.